Nasonia vitripennis (jewel wasp) is the source of this 1468-nucleotide messenger RNA. RefSeq names its product phosphoserine phosphatase (gene aay). The transcript has 7 exons. Gene Ontology annotation, cellular component: cytoplasm. The record is from RefSeq and is a predicted model, not a curated record. Bases 453 to 1160 code for a protein of 235 amino acids. Gene Ontology annotation, biological process: L-serine biosynthetic process; dephosphorylation. Gene Ontology annotation, molecular function: L-phosphoserine phosphatase activity; magnesium ion binding. NCBI's taxonomy places the organism in Eukaryota, Metazoa, Arthropoda, Insecta, Hymenoptera, Pteromalidae.
GAAUACGAGCGUGUAUUAUGCGCGUUAUCUUCAGAAGAAGAGGGCGAGGGAGAGAGACAGAGAAAGCCGCGCGCGAUAAAAUAUAUAACUCGGAGAGCGUCGGCCACAGGAGUCACAAGUGCCCAGUCGGCGAUCUCGUGAGCAUCGCAAACGUGUGUGUUGAGUUUUUUCCACUGACGCCGCCGGCCGAAAACAACGAUGCUGAGAAGUGCAGUUUGAGCCGCAGAGUGAGCCGAUGAAAGUGAACGAAACGGAAUACCGCAAUACUGAGUCUACAAGAGUCCAGGAUUAAUUUCUAAUCGAAACCGGUUUUGCGAGUUUUGGAGUACAGCAGCAGCAGCAGCAGCAGCAGCAGUAGUAGAGCGAGCGAGAUAAAUUUUUUCUCCCUCGACAAAACGACGACUAUAAUCACCAAGCUACUCUGGGACUGCCCCCUUGCAAUUUUCGAGAAAAUGACGAAGGGAAAGUUUACACGGGAAACCUCGAGGAUGGCGAACCUCGAUGAGGUCAAGAUGGUGUGGGGACUGGCUGACGCCGUCUGCUUCGAUGUUGACUCGACGGUGAUCCAAGAAGAGGGCAUCGACGAGCUCGCCAAGUUCUGUGGAAAGGGCGAACAGGUUGCCAAUCUCACAAAGCAAGCGAUGCAGGGCAACAUGACGUUCCAGCAGUCGCUGACAGUCAGGCUCAACAUAAUUCAGCCGAGCCUCUCACAGAUCAAAGAAUUCCUGAAAACACACCCACCAAAGCUGACGCCCGGCAUUAAAUCUUUGGUACAGACACUGCAAGAUCAGAAGAAACAGGUCUACCUGGUCUCAGGCGGUUUCCACUGCCUCAUUGCGCCUGUUGCUUCGCAACUUAAUAUACCGCAAGAAAAUAUUCGCGCCAACAGACUUAAAUUUUACUUUACAGGAGAGUAUGCCGGCUUUGAUGAGAACGAGCCCACAUCUCAAACUGGCGGUAAAGCCGAAGUCAUCAGACGAUUGAAGGAAGAAAAAGGUUUCAAAACCGUGGUUCACAUUGGUGAUGGAGCCACGGAUUUAGAAGCUUGCCCUCCAGCGAGCGCUUUCAUCGGAUACGGAGGCAACGUCGUGCGAGAAAGCGUAAAGGCUCACGCGCCUUGGUUCAUUACGGAUUUUAAGGAUCUAGAAGCCGCUUUGUGAGAAGAAAUAGUGUGAAAUGUUCGAGAGAAUAUUGAAUGCGUGUUGAGAAAAUCCAGAAAGAAUAUUCAACAAUAUUUUUCAAUGGAAUGACUAUUUACAGAAUAUUUUUGUGUACAGAGGUGUAAAUAUUACUGACAGUAUUUUUGAGAUAGUGACAUUGUUACAGAGAGAUGCACGAUGGCAUCGCACGUACUGUAAGGUCGAAUAUUUUGGCGAGUUCGAAUUUUUAAUGAUUGUUAUCAAAAAUACCGUGUGCAAUAACGAUUUUUUGUACGAGAGUUACAUAAAAUACAUUUAUGACGCUAAAA